AUGGAAUUUAUUAGAGUCAAAAAAUUUACAGAUCCUUUGUUUUAUGAAAAGAAAUCAAAAUUUAAAGAAGAUCCUUAAACAAGAAUUACAGCUUAUCAUUAUUCAGAUUAAGCAAUAACACUUGGUUUGAGCAAUGGAUAAAUGAUGCAAUUUAGAAAAAAAGGAUUUGAUACUAAACAUUUCUUACAAUCUAAAGAUUAUGAAAUCUUAAAACCUGUAGAGAAUAAAAAUAAUCACAAAGGAGAAAUAAGAUGUUUAAUAAUUGAGAAAUUUUCUGACAGUUAUUAUAUAUUCACAGGUAGUGCUGAUCGUACUAUAAAAUUAUGGGAAAAUGAUAUCAAGAAAGGUUGUAUAUAAACUUUAUUUGGUCACACUGGAUCUAUAAUGGCCUUAGCAUUUGCUUAAGAUAGUCUAUUUUCAGCUAGUAAUGAUAAAGUAUUAAGAAUUUGGAAAUAAGAGAGUGGAAGAGAGUUUAUGUAUCAUCCAUGGUUUGUAACUGUAUAAAUAAUUUAUGAUUUUUCAAUGAAGAAAUCUUUGAAUCAGCAAUCAUAUAUAACAGCAUUUUUAGUAAAGAUGCCUCAAUUUUAACUUUAUGCAGGUGAUACUGAUGGUUCAUUGCAUUUAUUUAUGAAUUCAUAACCAACUCUUCAAUAAUAAUAGACAUAUGUAAAGUUAGAAAAAAGUUUUUUUACUUUCCAUCGAUUACAUGUGAUAUAAAUUAUAGAAGUUGAAAAAGACAAUGCAAUAUUCUCAAUAGCAUUUGAUUAAAAAAUAUUAGGUUAUGGUGAAUCUGGUGGUAAAUUCUUUAGUUAUAAAAAUCCUCAUAAAUGCCUAUUUACAUCAAUUAGAUGGAGUCAAACUCAUUAAGAAUUGAUAGCUUCUGAUGAAUAAGGCAGAGUAUAUUUUAUGAACAUUUCUAGUGAUAAAUAGGUAUUAGAAUUCAAAUUAUACGAAUGCAAAAUCUUAGGAAUAGAUCUUAUAGGUAUAUUCUUAUUAUUAUUAAAGAUCAUUUGGAAGCAUUGGUUGUAUAUACAGAAUAAUUUAUUGAUGUUUUGAGAAUUAAAAGGGGUGUUAGAACAGGAAAUCUUUUAGAUUAACACAAAGGACCAGUUAUUGAAAUAUUAGGUAUAGAUUGUCCUUAAGAAUUUGAACCAAAGAAAUUGGUAUCAGCCUCUUUAGACAAUACAAUAAGAGUUUGGGAUUCAAAGGACAUGUCUUGUAUAUCUACAAUUGAAACAGGUGAGAAAAAUGAAAUUUCUAGUAUGCAUUAUUUAACAAAUGCAAAUCUAGUAGCUACUGGACAUGACAAUGGUGAAAUCAGAUUAUGGAAUAUAGAAAUAGGAUCAUUUUUAAUUAUUGAUUAAAGUAAAGCUAAAUCUAAACAUAAUAAUACUGUUUGUGCAUUAACAAGUUGUACAUUUGAUAGUGAAGAAUAUAUGUUUAGUAGUGGUUAUGAUGGUAGAAUAAAUGUUUGGGAGAUCUUUGAACGUAAAUAACGAUUAAUGGCUAGUUAUAUUAUGCCUUAAUUAAAAUAGUCAUUAUUAGCCAAUCCUAAAUCUACAGCAGAUUCAUUAGGCAAUGAAAUUCUGUGUCUUUUAUUUGAUAAGACAACAAAAAGAAUUAUUGCAGCUGGAAAUAAAUGUACAAUUUAUUUAAUUAAUAUGUUCACUUAUGAACAUGAUGAUUCAUUUGUUGGUCAUUAAGAUAGCAUAACUUGUUUGGCUUUAGAUGGCAAAAUUCUAUUUAGUGGUUCUCAUGAUAAGACUAUAAGAUUAUGGAAUUUGAAUAAUAAUUAAGCACUUACUUAUUUUUCAGGAUUAGAUCAUCCUAUUUAAAAAUUAUUAGUAAUUCCAGAAACUGGAUAUUUAGUAAGUGUAGGUAAUGGAUUACUUUUAAUUUGGGAUUAUCCUAAUAAGAAAGUUGUUUCUAAAUUUACAAAACCUGAAACAUUUAAAUGUAUAGCUUAUUUAGAUAGAGCCUUAUUUAUUGGAACAGAAGAAAACAAUAUUCAUAGUUAUAAUUAAGAGAACAAUUUUGAAGAUAUAGAUAAUUAAUAUUAAAUGAUAGAUGUUAAUUAAGAGAUAGAUGACGAUUAUAUGAAAAAAAUUAUAGAAUAAAACUAACAAAUAUUACAAGAAUUUCAAUAAUAAUAAUGA
Messenger RNA from Paramecium pentaurelia, 2156 nucleotides. Lineage: Eukaryota; Ciliophora; Oligohymenophorea; Peniculida; Parameciidae. The record is from the annotation of a GenBank genome assembly.